AUGGGGCCUGCUCUGAUGAAUGUAGACCUGAACUCUGUGGUUCUGGCUUUGGUUCUGGGUUUGAUCUUUCUGGUUCUGUUUGAGAUCUUGAGGAUUCAUGUUUCCAGAGGCAGAACUCCACCUGGACGCAGACCUUUCCCUUUUGUGGGAACUUUACCAUAUUUCAUAAAGGACCCAAUGGGAUCUGCCAGAUCAAUCCAUCACUAUGGGGAGAUGGCCACCGAGUACCUGGGAAGACAACCAGUAAUAAUCUUAAAUACAGUCCAGAUCACCAAAGAAGCACUGGUCCAGGAGGCUUCAACCUUUUCUGGAAGACCAACUUUACCUCUUAUAGACUGGAUAACUAAUGGACUCGGUAUUAUAAUGGUCACAUUUGGUCACUCCUGGAGGCAGCAGAAAAAAUUUGCUCUCAACACGCUCAGGCAUUUCGGCCUGGGGAGGAAAUCUGUGGAAGAACGUGUUUUAGAAGAAAGCAGUUACCUGGUUGCCGAGAUGCUCAAAGCAGAAGGGAUGGCCUUUGACCCCCAACAUGCCGUACAGAAUGCAGUUUCAAACAUAAUCUGUUCCAUCGUGUUUGGAGAUCGCUUUGAAUAUGACAACAAACACUUUGCAUAUCUGCUGAAUAUCCUCAAUGAAAACUUCAUGCUGACAGGGUCACCUGUAGGACAGAUGCUCAACUUGGUUCCCUUCAUCAAGCACUUUCCUGGACCACACCAGAAGAUCCUUCAGAACUCCAGUGAGUUAAUGGCUUUCAUUCGGAAGAAAGUUAAAGAACACAGACAAACUUUGGAUCCAGAAAACCCACGAGACUUCAUUGAUGCCUACCUGCUAGAGAUAGAAAAACAAAAAAUUCAUGAGGACUCUACAUUUCAUGAUGAGAAUAUGGUAAUGUCGACAUCCGAUCUCUUCUUGGCUGGAACAAACACAACAACGACCACCAUCAGAUGGGGACUCAUCUUCUUGACUGAAAACACAGAAGUACAAGAGCGAUGUCAUGAGGAGAUUGUUCAGGUGUUGGGUUAUGACCGUCAGCCCAGCAUGGAUGACCGUGAUAAACUUCCAUACACAUACGCCGCUGUUCAUGAGAUUCAGCGCUGUGCUAACAUUGUACCUUUUGGUGUCGUUCAUGCAACCACACAACCAACCAAACUAAGAGGAUACGACAUUCCCAAGGGAACAAUGAUCAUGACAAACUUAACAGCGAUUUUCAGUGAUAAGAAGCAUUGGAAGAGUCCGGACACGUUCAACCCUGAGAAUUUCUUAGACGAGAAUGGACAUUUCUAUAAACCUGAGGCGUUUAUCGCUUUCUCAGUAGGUCCGAGGGUCUGUCUCGGGGAGACCUUGGCAAGGACGGAGCUCUUCCUUUAUAUCGUCUCUCUACUACAGCGGAUACAUUUCUCCUGGCCGCUGAACUCACAGCGUCCAGACAUGGAUGGAAUCUUGGGUGCAGUGAGAUUCCCUCAUCCCUUCAAAAUCACCUGCCGUAGCAGAGAUGCCAAAGAUUGAACAUCAGCUCAAGUACAGUUGAAAAAUAAUUUUAAAAACAUUAUGGUACCAAGCUUACACAAACUGUUGUCAGGUUUUCAGAGAACUGUCUGCAGCAACAUAAGCAACUGAAUUUCAGCUGGUGCUCACUAUCUACAGGUACUAAUUGGUGUCGGUCCAACAGCGCCUGUUUUUA
Messenger RNA from Triplophysa rosa, 1681 nucleotides. Its product is annotated as cytochrome P450 2B4-like. The coding region runs from base 1 to 1506 and encodes 501 amino acids. Gene Ontology annotation, cellular component: intracellular membrane-bounded organelle; cytoplasm. The record is from RefSeq and is a predicted model, not a curated record. Gene Ontology annotation, biological process: xenobiotic metabolic process. Lineage: Eukaryota; Metazoa; Chordata; Actinopteri; Cypriniformes; Nemacheilidae. Gene Ontology annotation, molecular function: iron ion binding; oxidoreductase activity, acting on paired donors, with incorporation or reduction of molecular oxygen, reduced flavin or flavoprotein as one donor, and incorporation of one atom of oxygen; heme binding. The transcript has 9 exons.